Octodon degus (degu) is the source of this 414-nucleotide messenger RNA. It is a transcript of the gene Tifab, whose product is annotated as TIFA inhibitor. Lineage: Eukaryota; Metazoa; Chordata; Mammalia; Rodentia; Octodontidae. Gene Ontology annotation, biological process: canonical NF-kappaB signal transduction. Gene Ontology annotation, molecular function: protein binding. The record is from RefSeq and is a predicted model, not a curated record.
AUGGACAAGACACUCACAGUCCUGCAGCUGAGCCUGAGUCACCCAACUCUGGACCCUGCUGCUUUCACCAACGUCCCACUGCAGUGGCAGCAUGAUACCAGCUCACUGCUGAUUGGCUGGGAGCAGGAUGCCCAUCUCCAUCUGAAGCUGCGCCAGCUCUUCCACCAACACCUGUCCCUGGAUCCCCACCUGGAGAAAGGUCUAUUGACCUUCUGACUCAAAGUGCUGAGCCACAAGAGUUGUGGGGUCAACAGGCUGCCACUGAGGUACCUAGAACAAGUACCUGUCAUUAUCAGAAGUGUCUCCUGUGAUGUCCAGGUGAAGGGAGGCCACUCCCUGGAGGCAUUUGUCUGCCACUUCCAUCUCAGCUUGACCCUGAUUUACCAACCCAAGGUUGAAGAGAGUGAUGAGUAG